GGGCAGGCAGGGCCGGGCAGGCAGCUCGGGGCCUCUCCGCUCCGCUCCGCUCCGCUCCGCUCCGCCAUGCCGGGGCUGCCCCUCGCUCUGCUGCUGCUGCUGCUGCUGUUGGCCCCCCCGGCGCCCCCCGCCCGGGCGGCGCCCCCCCGCAGCACCCCCCGCCCCCGCGGGAUGACGGCUACCCCCGCCGAGCCCGGCCGCCCCGGCGCCCCGGGGAUGGGCACGGGCACCGCGGCGGCCCCCCCCCGAAGGCACCGCGACGGCCCCCCCGAGAGGCACGGCAUCGGCCCCCUCGAAGGGCGCGGCGGGGGGGUGGCCGGGCAGCGCAGCCCCCGCUAGCCCUGCCCCCCCCGAGCGCGGCAGCCCGAAGGAGAUGGGGCCCGGGGCCACAGCCCCAGCACCCAGGAAGAAGCUGGUGCGGGUCAAAGUUGUGAAGAAGAAAGUGGUGAAGAAGAAGAAGCCAAAGGCUCCGGCCAAGGCUGCAGCUGCCCUGCAGGAGCCCCAGUGUCCCCCCCUGGGGCUGGAGUCCUUGCGGGUGCUGGAUUCCCAGCUGCGAGCCUCCAGCGACAAGCGCUAUGGCCUGGGUGCCCACCGCGGGCGCCUCAACAUCCAGUCAGGGCUCUACGAUGGGGACUUCUACGACGGUGGCUGGUGUGCAGGGCAGGAGGACACGAAGCAGUGGCUGGAGGUGGAUGCCCGCCGGCUCACCAACUUCACCGGGGUCAUCACGCAGGGGCUCAACUCCAUCUGGACGUACGACUGGGUGACGUCCUACAAAGUCCAGGUCAGCAAUGACACGUACACAUGGCAUCCGUGCCGCAACGGCACCGAGGAGGCGGUGUUCCCCGGGAACAAGGACCCCGAGACACCGGUGCUCAACCUGCUGCCCUCGCCAGUGGUGGCACGGUACCUGCGCAUCAACCCCCAGACGUGGUUCCCCAACGGCACCAUCUGCCUGCGGGCAGAGGUGCUGGGCUGCCCCCUGCCAGACCCAAACAACAUCUACUCCUGGCAAAGCCAGCCCCUGCCCAGCAGCAAGCUGGAUUUCCGCCAUCACAACUACAAGGAGAUGAGAAAGCUGAUGAAGCGGGUGAACGAUGAGUGUCCCGACAUCACCCGCAUCUACAGCAUCGGGAAGAGCUACCUGGGCCUCAAGAUGUAUGUGAUGGAGAUCUCGGACAACCCCGGGCAGCACGAAGUGGGCGAGCCAGAGUUCCGCUACGUGGCGGGGAUGCAUGGCAAUGAGGUGCUGGGCCGGGAGCUGCUGCUCAACCUGAUGGAGUACCUGUGCCGGGAGUUUCGGCUGGGCAACCCCCGCGUGGUGCAGCUGGUCACCGAGACCCGCAUCCACCUCCUGCCCUCCAUGAACCCUGACGGCUACGAGACUGCCUACAAGUUGGGCUCGGAGCUGUCAGGCUGGGCCAUGGGCCGCUGGACCUACGAGGGCAUCGACCUCAACCACAACUUUGCUGACCUCAACACGGUGCUGUGGGAUGCUGAGGACAAUGACCUGGUGCCCCAUGAGUUCCCCAACCACUACAUCCCCAUCCCCGAGUACUACACCUUCGCCAAUGCCACGGUGGCCCCCGAGACGCGGGCGGUGAUCGACUGGAUGCAGCGGUACCCCUUCGUGCUGAGCGCCAACCUGCACGGGGGAGAGCUGGUGGUCACCUACCCCUUCGACAUGACCCGCACCUACUGGAAGGCGCAGGAGCUGACACCCACUGCCGAUGAUGGGGUCUUCCGCUGGCUGGCCACUGUCUACGCCACCUCCAACCUGGCCAUGGCCAGUGAGGAGCGACGCCUCUGCCACUACGAUGACUUCACCCGCUUCGGCAACAUCAUCAACGGGGCCAACUGGCACACAGUGCCUGGCAGCAUGAAUGACUUCAGCUACCUGCACACCAACUGCUUCGAGAUCACGGUGGAGCUCUCCUGCGACAAAUUCCCGCACGCUUCUGAGCUGCCAGCCGAGUGGGAGAACAACCGGGAGUCCCUGCUGCUCUACAUGGAGCAGGUGCACCGUGGGAUUAAGGGGGUGGUUUGGGACAGGGACACAGAGCAGGGCAUUGCCAACGCCGUCAUCUCUGUGGAUGGCAUCAACCAUGAUGUUCGGACAGCCUUCGACGGGGACUACUGGCGGCUGUUGAACCCGGGCGAGUACGAGGUGACGGCGCGGGCCGAGGGCUACGAGGCGGCCACCCAGCCGUGCCGCGUCUCCUACGAGAACGUGCCCACCCCCUGCAGCUUCCGCCUGGCCCGGCUGCGGCCGCGGCGGCUGCAGGGGCGCCCGGCGGGGGGGGCCCGGCCGCCCCCCGACCUGCUGCUGCGGCUGCGCCGCCAGCGCCUGCGCCGCCUUCGCGCCCACCGCCGCGCACCCUGAGCGGGGGUGUCCCGGGCCGCGGGUUCGGCCGGGGGGCUCGGCGGGGGGCGCGGGGAGCCGGGGCGGGAGCGGGUGCUCCCGACAUCGCCGCUGUGCGGGUGCCCCCAGUAAAGCUGCCUGUGCUGCCGCCGCGCCUGCUGCCGGGCUCUGUCGGGGGGCGGCCGGGCGGCGGGGGAGCGGUCCUGCCCCACAGAUCGGCCCGGGGGGCGUCGGGUCCUGCCCCGCGGAUCGGGGCGUGGGGCGCGUGGGGCGUCGGGUCCUGCCCGACAAAUCGGCCCGAGGGGGCGGGGGGUCGGAUCCAGCCCCACUGAUCGGCCCGGGGGGACAGUGGGGUCGGUGGGGCCGGUCCUGCCCCCCGCCCCAGCCCGGGCCCUUAGCAAGCCCCGCCCCCUCGUAGUCCCGCCCCU
Molecule: messenger RNA, 2790 nt
Organism: Falco peregrinus (peregrine falcon)
Lineage: Eukaryota; Metazoa; Chordata; Aves; Falconiformes; Falconidae
Gene: CPXM1
Product: carboxypeptidase X, M14 family member 1
Exons: 14
Coding region: 374-2383 (669 amino acids)
Biological process (GO): proteolysis
Molecular function (GO): metallocarboxypeptidase activity; zinc ion binding
Source: RefSeq, a predicted model, not a curated record